GAAAAAAUAAUCACCCAAAAAAGAAAAAAACAGAAAAAGUUCCAUCCAAGUGAACCCAGAUGAUGGUGGCAGAAUGGGCACUUCUGCAACCACCUUCUCCGCCGCCGGCAGCCUCUGCCGGCCAUUCAGCUGCAUUCUCUUCUCUAAGCAGCCUCCCACUGCCUCCUUCCUUCUCCACCACCACCAUCACCACCUCCACCACCCAUUUCCAUUGAAAGUUACAAAUGAUCCAAAUAGGAGGACAGCAGAGGUGUCAAUAGAAAGUGAAAGAUCAGAGGCCGAUAAGAUUGUGGAUGGAAUGGACUUUGGGGAGCUCUGCAAUGAGUUUGAAUGCAUCAGCAGCCCCCUUGUGGAAUCCACGGCCAGGCAACUCGCCCGCGACAUUCUAGAGCUUCGUGAAGGCAACCGCGCCCUGGGAACCUUUGCGGUUUCAGUCAAGUACAAGGACCCAGUUAGAAGUUUUACGGGUCGUGAGAAGUACAAGAGACGGCUAUGGGUGACCGAUGCACUAGAUGAUCCGUCUGUGACUGUGCAGGAGAUGGUGAUGCUGUCGACAAGUGUGCUGAGCAUCAAGUGGACGAUCAAAGGGAAGCCUAAAUCUCUACUGGCUAGUAUUGGAGGAGAUUUGAUCAUUAGAGUCAACUCCCAGUUCACUCUGAACCAGAUAAGUGGCCAGGUGAUUGAGCACGAAGAGUUCUGGGAUUUAUCAGCAUCAUCAGCCAUUGCUCAGGCGUAUUUCUGGGCUUCUCGUCGCCUUUUUGCUGCAACUGAGGCUGGGAAAGAUUUUGCCGACUCUGUCAAGAACUGGGGGAGCCGUCUUUCAACUGAAAAAGAAAACCUGGAAAUCUAUCCUGACCCUUCUGGUGAUCCAACAAAGGUAACCAACCACCUACCCUUUUUUCACUAUCAAUCAGAAUCAUUUGAGCGGCGUCUAGGUUCUUUUCCUGUUUGGAGAACUGUUUCUGAAACCAAGUUGAAAUUUCUGGGAAAAUCCAUGUCCUAUGAACUGCUCAAAUGGCAUAUUUUCUCUAAUUCAGAUGCCUUCCAAACAUUACGAAAGCAUUUUUCCCCCCAAAAAAAACCUGAAAAGAAAACUAGAUUUGGAAGUAAUUUACGUGCAUCCUAUGAUAUUAUCAAAGUUAUAACAAGAACUCUAAACAAUGACAUUUAGUGUAAGACUCCUAAAGAAUAGGGAGUGUCAUGCAGAGAAAGAUGGCAAUUUCAUUCAUCAAUAUGACAUAUCCAUGAUUCUUGUACAGAAAGAUGUGAAGAAAACCAGAAAGUAAGAUAGGAACAUAAUGCAUUAUCUCAUCUUAAUCUGCAUACUUGCAACUGAAACAUGAUGUUUAUUUUCAUUCAUCCUUACUGGGUUUUGUCAUUGCUUGCUUUGAUUUG
Vitis vinifera (wine grape) is the source of this 1395-nucleotide messenger RNA. RefSeq lists its product as uncharacterized. The transcript has 4 exons. Bases 74 to 1171 code for a protein of 365 amino acids. Lineage: Eukaryota; Viridiplantae; Streptophyta; Magnoliopsida; Vitales; Vitaceae. The record is from RefSeq and is a predicted model, not a curated record. Gene Ontology annotation, cellular component: chloroplast.